GUAGGAGACAUCUAGGUAUGGACGGCAUAAGAUUGGAGGGUGACUUAUUUGAUUCUUCAUAUCUGCAAUUACAGGUGCUCUGGGCUGGUUUUGACAAGGGAAUCAGCAGGCAAGUUCUCUUGCUGGGUUACCAGUCUGGUUUCCAAGUUUGGGAUGUUGAAGAAUCAGAUAAUGUGCAUGACCUAGUUUCCAGACAUGAUGGGCCUGUUUCAUUCAUGCAAAUGUUAUCUAAGCCAAUAUCAUCAAAAGAAGCUGCUGACAAAUUUGCAGAUAGUCGACCUCUUUUGGCACUCUCUGCAGAUGGGUCCCUUUCUGCAGUCCAGGAUACAUUUUCUACAUCAGAUGGUGGGAGCACCUUGAGUUCCCUUGAUACAAAAAAUGGUGGAUUUAUACCCACUGUUGUUUGGAUUUAUUCCUUGAGAUCUCAAUCAUAUAUACAUGUGUUGAAAUUUAGAUCAGCUGUUUAUUCAGUGAGGAGUAGUGCUCGAAUUGUUGCUGUAGCACAAGCUGCUCAGAUACACUGUUUUGGUGCUGCUACCUUAGAGAAGGAGUAUACUAUUCUCACCAAUCCUAUCUUUACUGGAUGUUCUGGGUUUGGAGGCAUAGGCUGUGGGCCUCUGGCUGUGGGACCCAGAUGGUUGGCUUACAGCGGAAGUCCAGUUGCAGUUUCAAACUCUGGGCGUGUGAGUCCACAACAUCUUACUCCUUCUAGAAGUUUUCCUGUUCCUGCUUCGAAUGGGAGCCUGGUGGCCCACUAUGCAAAAGAGUCUAGCAAGCAACUAGCUGCUGGCAUUCUAACCCUAGGAGACAUGGGAUAUAAGAAGCUGUCCAGGUACUGUUCUGAGCUUUUACCUGAUGGCAGCAAUUCUGCACAAUCAGGGUGCCCUGGCUGGAAGGUCAAUGGAGUCGUCAAUGGACAUCUGCCCGAGGCAGAAAGCAUGGGAAUGGUCAUUGUGCGAGAUAUUGUCAGCAAAUCUGUUGUUGCUCAAUUUAAGGCACACAGAAGUCCUAUUGCAUCAUUGUGCUUUGAUCCAAGUGGGACCCUUCUGGUGACAGCUUCAGUUCAAGGCCAUAAUAUAAAUGUUUUUUGCAUAACGCCGGGAUUACUACGAAGUUCCUCAGGCUCUGUUUCUAAUUUAUCUUGUGUGCAUCUUUAUAGGCUGCAACGUGGUUUUACAAAUGCUGUUAUCCAGGAUAUCAGUUUUAGUGAUGACAGCCAUUGGGUUAUGAUAAGUUCCUCCAGAGGAACAAGCCAUCUGUUUGCUAUUUCGCCUUCAGGGGGAUCAGUUAAUACUCAGGUUUCUGAUGAUUGUUUUGCCCAUAAAAAUAAUGGAUCUAAUGUUAUGACUAAGACUCCUGUUCGUUGGCCAACAAAUUCAGAUUCACAGAUGUUUAACCCACUAAACAUUUGUGAAUCUGGUCCUGUUACACUUUCUGUCGUUGGCAGAAUAAGGACUGGAAGCGGUGGUUGGAGCAGCACUGUAACUGGUGCCGCAGCAGCUGCAGCAGGCCGGAUGAGUUCUAUUUCUGGGGCCGUUGCUUCAGCUUUUCACAACUGCAGGGGCAAGGAAUUUCGUGCAGGUUGCAGCUCCUUGAAGGCGAAGUACCACCUGUUGGUUUUUUCUCCUGGUUGUUUGAUUCAGUAUGCAUUGCGAGCACCUUCUGGCUUAGAUUCUGCCUCUGUUGUGUCUGGAUUGGUUUCUUAUUAUGACUCAGCUUCUGAAAAUGAUGCAAGAAUAUUAGUGGAGGCAAUUCAAAAGUGGAAUAUCUGUCAGAAACAGAGUCAAAGGGAGUAUAAUGAUAAUACUGACAUCUAUGGUGAAAAUGGAAACUCAGGCUGCCACAAGAUAUUUCCUGAAGUAACAGAAAGGGAAAAUUAUGGGUUCUCUGAGGCCAGGGGCUCAGUUGCCAAAGUAAAGAUCGGUGCUGAAGAAAGGCACAAUCUAUUUAUUUCUGAAGCUGAAUUACAGAUGCAUCAAGAUCAAAUCCCAUUGUGGAUGAAGCCUGAGAUCUAUUUCCAGUCUAUGAUUUUAGACGACCUCAAAGCGGAUCAAGGAGGUGCUUUUGGAGGGGAAAUAGAGAUUGAAAAGUUUCCAACUAGCGUGAUUGAAAUUAAGUCAAAAGAUUUGAUACCAGUUUUUGACUACAUUCCAACUCCCAAAUUCCAGCAAGCAAGGUCUCCUGCUUCAGAUAGCAGUGCUAGUAGGAGCCCACUGCAUCUGAUGUCUGGGCCAGCUGAAAAUGGCAUGUUCUCAGGCAUGAGCAACACCAGCUUUAUUAACACCAUGACCGAUGGUGCUGUUUCAGUAACUGAACUUUGUAAUGGCAUUGGAGAAACUAGGUGGGAAGGUUCACAUAUGCCGCCAGAAAAAAGCAUGGGUUUUGUAAAUAAUAGUGACAGCCCUAAUUCAAGUCCUUGGCCUGAGAUUGUAAAUAGUAGAGAAAGCUCUACAAUGGAGGCCAAACUUAAAUUUGUAAAUAAUGACAGAGAAGGCCCGGAAGUGGAGAACCAGUUUAAAGCUGAGCCAUUCUUUUAUUCUCCUGGGAGGGACCUUAACAUUGUUGAUAUGGUGGGAGGUGGUUGGGGUGUCGAGUUGAAAUGCAGAGCGGUUGACCGCAAAGCGGAAAUCAUGGAUUGCAUGUUCGUU
Thlaspi arvense is the source of this 2648-nucleotide messenger RNA. Lineage: Eukaryota; Viridiplantae; Streptophyta; Magnoliopsida; Brassicales; Brassicaceae. The record is from the annotation of a GenBank genome assembly.